This is a messenger RNA of Caenorhabditis elegans, 2717 nucleotides long. It is a transcript of the gene C12D12.1, whose product is annotated as IgGFc_binding domain-containing protein. Bases 92 to 2569 code for a protein of 825 amino acids. Lineage: Eukaryota; Metazoa; Nematoda; Chromadorea; Rhabditida; Rhabditidae. The record is from RefSeq and is marked reviewed. The transcript has 12 exons.
GAUAUGAGUCAGAAAUACGGAGAGAAUCAGUGUGAAAAGGUUUUUCCCCUGAUUGGCCUUACCGUGCUCCACUUUUCCCGUCGCCCGCCAUAUGGAUCACACCGUUCUUAUAGCCCUACUACUGGCGUUCUGCUCCACAGCCAGCGCCGUCGAUAGUGAAGGAACCGACUUCGUGUUUGCAUUUGUGAGAAAUGCAAAUCCAAAUAUCACAAAUCAAAUUCUUUCAGCAACAGUUCUGAAUCAGAAUGCACAAGACUGCAAAUUCACACUGACCUACAGGCCCGAUUAUCGCAAAGCCACCUCACCAGAGAAUAUCACCGUAACCGUUUCUGCAAACUCUGCAGUUGAGGUGCCCGUGCUCUCAUGGUACGGAUGGAACUAUGCCAACGAAAACUUGCAGGAUGAUGUCUUUUUGACGCUCACUGGGUUUUCAACCUGCCCAGUAACAGUGUUGGCUAAUAACUACGAUAAUGUUACUGGUCAAGGAGACACUUACAUGGUUCUUCCACUCACUUGGGGUUCUACAAGUUUGACGUUCUCGCUGCCACCAGCAGUUCUUUCUACCGAUCAACAAUACGAGCAAAUUUAUGUGUUGCCAACAACCCCGGGUGUUACAAAAGUUUCCGUUUUCGAAAUUGGAAAUGCUGCAUCCGUCUACACGUUCAAUGCGACUUUUGGAAAUGCACCGGCUGCGUACAUCGGAGCACGCACCCCCGAUGCUCGCCCCAGAACAUAUCAUGUCAUGUCUGAUAAAAAUGUUCUUGUAGUUGCCGGUGUCACAUGUGCUGGAGCCGAUGCGAAUUCAUGUGAUCAUGUGGCUUAUAUGCCUCAUCCCCCACCAAGCAGUGAUUGCUACACAUAUGAUUACUACGACGAUGAUCAUGUCAGUUAUCUUCCAACUACCAGCCAAUUCUUCACAGAUAUUCCAGGAACAUGCUCCGUUGGACAAAACAUCACACGAACAUUGAAUGAUGGAGUUUCUUACACGAUCACCAUCAAACCUCAAAUGGAAUCACCAUUAUGGUCGAUCAAAACAACUAAUGCCAAUCAAUUGGCAGUUGCUUUCCACAAUGGAGGAUCAAAUAUUCACAUUGCUCGUUACUACGACGGAACAAAGUUCAACUCUCGUGGAGCAUUCGCAGCAACGUCGCCAUCGAUGACUCAAUUCCACAAUUUGAACACACCAUUUUUCACCAGAAACGCCAAUGACACUAUUGAAAUUUAUUGCACUGUUCUAUCAUGUUCAUCCAUUACAAUUGACGGAGUGAAAAUUCAAAUCACGGAUACCAAAGUUGUUCAAAAGGUCGAUGAUAUUUCAUACUACAUCUUUGUGAAUACAAUCGCCAAUCCAGGAUAUCAUCAAAUCAGCUUGAAGCAACAAGGAUCGUACGCAUUCUUUGUCUACGGAAAGAAUAAAUUGUACUCAUAUGGAUACGAAGGAGGAGCAAACAAGCCAACCGUUGUCCUGGCCCCUCCGACAACUCCUGGACCAACAUUUUAUCCUGUCACUACUGUUUCCACAAUGUCGCCUCCAACCACCGUUACAGUGCCGACUACACCUACUCCAGUUCCAACUACUACAAACACACCACCUGCAAAUCCUACCACCGCCACCCCAACAACUGUUGGCACAAGUAAGCAAACCAAUACCAUAUCACCACAUCUAUCUACUAUCACUGGAUCAAUAGUCACAUCAACCCCCACCAUGGCCCCACAGACCUCAGCUAGUCCUACCACCACCCCAACUCACACCACUGCAUCGCAACCCACCACAACUAAGCCUGUAGUAACUACUAAUUCAGUGACUCCCUCGACUGGAACGACGACGGUACCAGUUCCAACAACCACCGGCUCACCCACUACUCAAACGACUGCUCCAGUAACAAAGCCGACCGUUCCGUCUUCUACUACUCAAACUGCACCUCCAGUGACAACACCUACUUCUCAGCCACCAGUUACAACGACUUCUCUUUUAACAACACUCACAACUCCAACAGUCCCCGUUACAACAACUGUAGUCCCAAGUAGCGCAACAGUACCUACCACGCCUCCAACUACUGUAACUGUAGCAGCUACAACUACCUCUAAGGCCCCCGUAGUAACAACUAGUCCUACCUUAGCCCCAACUUCGCCGACUAAAUUGCCUACAUCACCACCAAGUACCGUCGGAACUUCACCAACGGCUCCUGCAAAUCUAACAACUCCAACGACUGCGCCAGUGAACCCAACUAGUUCAACAACUGCACCAACUGCUCCAGUGAACCCAACAAGCCCAACAACCGCACCUACAGUGCCUCCAGUCACAACAACUACGCCAACAACUACUACUAGCACCACGACCACGACGACAACUACAACCACGACGACUCAAACCACCCCGACAACUCCGGUGGUCACUACACCGUCCACAAUAACACCAACAACUCGGCCUGUAACUCAACCUGCAUCUCAACCAGCUACUCAACCUGCUACCACGCCGACAACAACCAUCCCAACAACCACUCAAUUCUCUUCCGCGGUUUCUGUGGCUCUUCCUGUUGUGCUUACCAUGUUCUUUGCCCUCUUCUAACCUCAUUUAUUUAAUUAUUACUUUUCUCUUUCAUUUGUUUUAUCAUAAAGUUUUGAAAUAAAAAAAACUUCUUGAGUAGAAAACAUUAUUCCGUGACCAUUUUCAACCGCUUCGAAAUGAAUUGAAAAUAAUAAAAACGAUUAUUUCU